This is a messenger RNA of Ochlerotatus camptorhynchus, 1622 nucleotides long. Its product is annotated as alpha-amylase 2-like. Gene Ontology annotation, molecular function: alpha-amylase activity; cation binding. The record is from RefSeq and is a predicted model, not a curated record. The transcript is spliced from 2 exons. Gene Ontology annotation, biological process: carbohydrate metabolic process. NCBI's taxonomy places the organism in Eukaryota, Metazoa, Arthropoda, Insecta, Diptera, Culicidae. Bases 25 to 1512 code for a protein of 495 amino acids.
AGACGCAGUUCGAACGGUUGUAGGAUGAGAUUAAUAAGUUGCUUCGUGCUGGUCUUAGUGACACUGGUGCGUGCCCAAUUCGACACCAACCAGUGGGCAAAUCGUAGUGGAAUCGUGCACCUGUUUGAAUGGAAGUGGAAUGAUAUUGCGGAUGAGUGUGAACGAUUUUUGGCACCAAGGGGCUAUGCAGGAGUUCAAGUUUCGCCACCAACGGAGAAUUCGAUCGUAAACGAUCCAAAGCGACCUUGGUGGGAGAGAUACCAACCGAUUUCCUACAAAUUGGAGACUCGUUCUGGGACGGAGCAGCAGUUUGCUGAUAUGGUUCGCCGUUGCAAUAAUGUUGGAGUGAGAAUCUAUAUAGAUUUGGUGAUCAACCAUAUGGCUGCAGCUACUCACAAUGGAGGAACGGGUGGAUCCACUGGAAAUGCUGGAAAAAUGCAGUUUCCGGCUGUGCCAUAUGAACGGAACGAUUUCCAUGAGCCAUGCUCGAUCAAUGACUACAACAACGCUUGGGAGGUUCGAAACUGUCAGCUUGUUGGAUUGCCAGAUCUUAAUCAAACAACUGAAUGGGUGCGGGAUAGAAUUGUCGGUUUGAUGAAUAAAUUUAUUGGCUAUGGUGUAGCAGGGUUCCGUGUGGAUGCUGUGAAGCACAUGUGGCCAGCAGAUUUGAAAGUGAUUUACGGAAGUGUCAGGAAGCUCAAUGCAUCUCAUGGAUUCAAAUCUGGUGCUAAACCAUUUAUCGCUCAAGAAGUAAUCGAUUUGGGUGGUGAAGGCAUUUCGCGGAAUGAGUAUACUGAUUUGGGAACUGUAACUGAAUUCCGGUAUUCGGUGGAGAUUGGGCGCGCAUUUCAUGGUUCCAAACAGUUGAAAUGGUUGAACAACUGGGGCACUGAUUGGGGUUUCCUGGCAUCGCAUUUGGCGCUUGUAUUUGUCGACAAUCACGAUAAUCAGCGUGGGCAUGGUCCAGGUGGAAGCGACGUUCUGACAUAUAAAAAUUCUAAAAACUACAAGAUGGCAACCGCUUUCAUGUUGGCCCAUCCGUUUGGAAUACCUCGUGUUAUGAGCUCAUUUGCAUUCGACUCUUCGGAUCAGGGACCUCCUCAGGAUGCCAAUGGGAACCUUAUUUCACCUUCAAUUAACGAAGACGAAAGCUGUGGGAACGGAUGGAUUUGCGAACACCGCUGGCGACAGAUUUACAACAUGAUUGGUUUCCGGAAUGCAGUCGUAGGAACGCAGUUAAAUGAUUGGUGGGAUAACGGAAACCAGCAGAUAUCUUUCUGUCGCGGAGGGAGAGGAUUUAUUGCAUUCAAUCUGGAUAGCUACGACUAUAAUCGAGAGACGCAAACAUGUCUACCAACUGGAACGUAUUGUGAUGUAAUCUCCGGUAGUUUGAUAAACGGGACCUGUACGGGUAAAAGUAUCGCUGUUGGAUCAACCGGUCUUGCCAGGAUUCAUAUUCCAGCUGCGGCCAAAGAUGGUGUUCUAGCGAUACACAUCAACGCCAAGAUGUAAAGCGCGUCCCACACACGACACACAGGAACUACUGCACCAUUCAGUAUAUGCUUUGUAAAUACUAAUUGAAUAAAUUUGACGUCAUUUUUCAAAACCCCGCCGGUUUCCCA